UUUUUUAACAUAAAAAGGUGAAUUAGAGUGUUUUGUUAUUAAAACAUUAAAAUGCCAAGUUCAUACUUAUAUGCUAUAAAUAAUGAGGGGCGUGUAUUUGGAUUGUCAACAUCUGGGAAUAUGUGGAGAGAAUUCAUGUACUUAGGUCUUGAAUUCAAACAAUUAUCAGCAGUACCACAUUUUAUGUGGGCUAUAGGUGGUGAUCGUCAAGUCUAUGUACAUGUACAUGGUUUAGAUGUACCUAUAAGAAUCAAAGAAGAAAUAUAUGAAAAUGAACGUUGGCUCCCUUUAGAAGGAUUUAGUGGAAGAUUAUUACCUACAGACAGGUAUAACUUUUCUAAUCAAGAUGGGUCUGUUGAUCGCAGUAGAGAUAAAGUAAAAUUACCAUCUAUGGCUUGGCAGUGGGAAGGUGAUUGGCAAAUAGAAACUACACUAGAUGGUCAACCUCUAGAUCAUGAUGGAUGGACCUAUGCAGUUGAUUUUCCAGCUACAUAUACCACAAAGAAACAAUGGAAAUCCUGUGUCAGAAGAAGGAAGUGGGUUCGGUAUAGAAGAUAUAGUGCCAUGAAUUCAUGGUGUGCCAUUGCACCUCUUCAUAAAGAUGCAACUAAGGAACCAUUUAUUGACAUAUCUGUGGGUGGAAAUCAAAUACCUGGAGGUAAUCCUGGAAGCCUAGUAGUCUGGGCAGUAACUGCUCAUGGGAGGGUGAUGUUUCGUGUUGCAACUAGCACAACUUGUCCUGAAGGACAAAGAUGGAGUGCUAUAAAAUUACCAAGUGGAUAUGAGGUAUGUCAAAUUAAUGUUGGAGUGACUGGUCUUGUGUGGGCUAUAUUAAUGACUGGUAAGGCACUAAUACGCACAGGUGUUACUAGAGAAAAUCCAAUGGGAGAUGAUUGGGCAGAAAUUGAUCCUCCACAAAAAGAUUUAAAAUUAGUACAAGUUAGUGUAGGUACAGAUGCUGUAUGGGCUGUAACACAGGAUGGAGGCGUGUGGUUUAGAAAAGGUAUUAAAGGUGAAAUGAGUGGAGUUUGUGAACAAAUGGCUGCUGGCACUGGAUGGGUAGAAAUGUUAAGCAAAAUGUCACUGGUAUCCGUUGCUCCCAAUGAUCAAGUUUGGGCUAUCGGUCAUGAGGAUAGAUGUUUGUAUUAUCGCAAUGGUAUUACGCGAUCAGAAUUAACGGGUAAAAAGUGGAGAUUAAUAAAUGCGCCUCUUCAGCUUAGUCGAGCAAGCAGUAACGCUAGUUUAUCAUCAAGCAAUAGGCAUAGUAUGUGUGGUACUCCCCAGCAACAAAGACAUCAAAGUUGGGGAUCAUUGAAUCGACCACAUAGUACUAGUGAAGGUACCACAUUAAUCAGAGAAUGGGAAGAGCAGUCACGUUCUGCACCAACACCAACAUCCUUAAAAUUAUGGCAACGUGUUAAUGAUGGUACUUCUGCUAAAAAUCCACAACAAACAUCCUUUCAAGACAUAUAUCUAAAUGAAGGCAAAAAAAGAGCUGCGAAUUCGUUAGAUAUGGGCGAUCUAACCGAAGCUAGUGUUGCAAAUAUAACUAUAUCAAAUGAAUCACUCACAAAAACUGGAGAAUCUAUAGUAGUUUCUGGAAAAGGGAUGGGUAGUACUGUCAAGAUCAACCCAGCUGCAUGGAGUCCUGUCCAUUCAGUUGGCUCUAUGGUGGGUGUUGAAGCUCACCCAGAAACAGAUGGAAGUAUAUUUGAUCCUGACUUGACUAGUGAUUCUGGUGUCUAUGGGGAAGAUGAAAGCUCUGGUGCAAUGUAUUGGGCUGAAUGUGAUGCCUCCUGGUACAAAGUAGAAGCUGGAGCAUGUUUUGUCGACCCAUGUAAUCCUCCAAAAUGGAUUGCAGAUACUAAUAAUGCAAGUCAUGGGAAUAUAGCAGAGGUCUGGAGAAUGUAUAUUUUAGAAGAGUUGAAAAAAAGAUUAGAAACAGUGAAACAUGACCCAGAAAUAUACGAGAAAGUGGUUGAAAAAUCGUCAUGGGUUAAAAAUGGCGAUGCAAAAUGCAAAGUUAAAGGUAGUGCUUCAUAUGAAGAUUGUGUUAUUGAAUUAGAAUGGAUAAGCAGUGAUAGUGGUUCUUUAGAUUCUGGAAUAGUAACUAUUUUAAAUUCGGAUGGAGCAACAACAAUUAUGCAGUUUCCUGUAUCUGAGAUCAUGUGUGUGGUAUGCUGUAGCGAACCAGGUAAUCCGCGAAUAGCGAUUCAUACACCUCGAUUAUCUCGUUCUAAAGUUCAUAGAUUACAGUUUACUACUGACAGUGAAAUGGAAGACUGGUUAGGGCAUUUAACAUCAGUUUCUUGCCAAAUGAAUAAUGUUUAUGGCAGACCAGGACCCAAUUCAAUUUGGGCUACUACUGCGUUAGGAGACGUGUAUGUAUACGACCCUGCUGCUAUAGAAGAAACUCAAUUCGAUAAUGAUGGUUAUGUACAGAAAGGCAAUAAUUUGAGAUUAUACUUAAAAUAUUUUUUUUAUAUUACUAUAUUUUUUACGAUUAUUAGGUUACACUUCAAUCUUGUCUGCUAUACAACAAUGUCUCUGAAGCAGAAGACCGUAAUGGAAAGUCAUGAUGUUGCGUUACACUUUAAUCCGAGACUUAAGGAAAACAUAAUUGUACGAAACACAUAUACACAUGGACAAUGGGGUGAUGAAGAAAGAAACGGAGGUAGCCCGUUAAAAGCUGGCUCUGAUUUCACAUUAGAAAUUGUUUGUGAUUCACGAGGAUAUAGAAUCUUUAUUGAUGAUAAGGAAUUUACUUUUUAUAGCCACCGAAUAUUACCACAAAGUAUUACUCAUUUACGCAUCAAGGGACUGAUGACAUUGUGCAGCGUAUUUUACAAAUCUACAUCUGUUAUCAUUGAUCCAAUAACAUUGUUUUGGAGACAAAUGGGCGGUCAUUUGAAAAAAGUAGAAACGUGUUCCGUUGGUGUAACUUGGGGAAUAGGAUACGAUAGUACAGCAUGGGUAUAUACUGGUGGUUGGGGUGGCUUAUUUUUAAAAGGAUUAGAUAGCAAUACGGGAAUAAAUACUAUGGUAGACAUUCACAAUUAUUAUGUUUAUGAAAAUCAGCGUUGGAACCCAGUAACUGGAUACACUUCUCAUGGUCUUCCAACGGAUCGUUACAUGUGGAGUGAUGCAACCGGACGACAUAAACGUACUCGAGAACACACUAAAUUGUUGUCGAUGCACUGGCACUGGGUGUCAGAUUGGAUAGUGGAUUUUCAUACACCCGGUGGUGUUGACAGAGAUGGUUGGCAAUAUGCUACAGAUUUCCCUUCUCAGUACCAUGGCAAAAAACAGUUUACUGAUUACGUCAGAAGAAGAAGAUGGUUUCGAAGAUGCCAAUUAACAUCUAGUGGACCUUGGCAGGAGUUAGGAAACACAAAAUUGAUUGAUGUUUCUUUAUAUGCAAGUGGUAAACCUGGUACAGAUGCUCCUGUAUAUAUAUGGGCAGUAGCUUCUAAUGGCGAAGCUUUGUUUAGGAGAGGUGUUUCAGAGUCAUCCCCAAUGGGAGUUUCAUGGGAACAUAUACCCAGUGAUCAAGCUUUAGUAGGUAUUUCAUGUGGUCCAGCUGGACAAGUUUGGGCUGUUGGAAAGAAUGGUUCUUCUUACUGGAGGUUAGGUAUUACUGCUUCAAAGCCUACAGGAAUACAAUGGCACAAUGUUGAACCACCAUCAGGUGCCCACUUGAAACAAAUCUCUUUUGGAAAAGAUGUAGUGUGGGCUUUAGAUACAUUAGGUAGAUUAUUUGUACGCCGGGAAGUGCAGGUGAAUGUUUUUCCAGAAGGAACUCACUGGCAAACGCUUCCUGUGAUGCCAAACGAUCCUAUACACAUAGACAUGACUGUUCUAAACGCGAAGCAAGGCUUUCGACAUGUUGCUGUCGCAAGAGAACAAGGUCAAGUAUGGGCAGUUUCUGGAGCUGGUAUACUUUGCCGUAGAAUAGGUAUCACCGACGAGAAUCCAGCUGGAACUAGUUGGGCAACCGGUAUAGGGGCAAAUUGGCAGUAUAUAAGUGUGGGAGGACUUGUAAAUAAAACGAAAUAA
This is a messenger RNA of Habropoda laboriosa, 4056 nucleotides long. It is a transcript of the gene Pex23, whose product is annotated as tectonin beta-propeller repeat-containing protein. Lineage: Eukaryota; Metazoa; Arthropoda; Insecta; Hymenoptera; Apidae. The transcript has 24 exons. Gene Ontology annotation, molecular function: carbohydrate binding. Gene Ontology annotation, cellular component: membrane. Bases 52 to 4056 code for a protein of 1334 amino acids. The record is from RefSeq and is a predicted model, not a curated record.